AUGGUUGUCGAUACGUCAUACUACGAUGCCCUCGGCGUCAAGCCGACGGCGACGGACCUGGAGAUCAAGAAGGCCUAUCGCAAGAUGGCCAUGGUCCACCACCCAGACAAGAACCCCGACGACCCCUCCGCCCAUGAGAAAUUCCAGGCCAUAGGCGAAGCGUACCAAGUCCUCUCCGACUCCGACCUGCGCAAGGCCUACGACAAAUUCGGAAAAGACCAUGCCAAACCUCAAGAGGGCUUUGCCGAUCCCGCCGAAUUCUUCACCAGUAUCUUUGGAGGCGAUGCAUUCAUGGACUGGAUCGGCGAGAUCGGCCUAAUGAAAGAUCUUACCACCACCAUGGACAUCACUGGCAUGGCGGAAGAGGAGGAGGCGGCGGCGGCGGCAGCAGCAGCUGGCGACGACCCCGAAUUUCCCGGAACCUCAGAGGCCACCAAGGAGAGUAUGAAGACCACAGCAGGCGAGGGUGCGGGUGAGAGCGUGGGCGAGAAACAUGCGUCUCCACCAGCUGCCAAGGUGGAACAGGAUGCCGUGGGGGAGAAGUCCGCAACGACGACCGACAAACCAGCAGUGUCUCCUGGAUUAUCGCCUUCCGGCAAUGCUCCCUCGCGCACCUCCUCCCCUGCACCCGGUAGCGGUACAUCGACUCCAAACAAGUACAAGAUCCCGCUUCGACCUGCGAUCAUGGACCGUCCCUCGGACGAGACGACCAUGACCUCGGAUGCUCAGGGCGACUCGUCCCUGCACAAGAAGGAUAAGGACAAGAAGAAGGCCGGCCUUACCAAGGAGCAGCGUGAGAAGCUGGCCGAAUACGAGAGGGAGCGGGCACGCGUGCGCCAAGAGCGCGUGGACAUGCUUGCGAAGAAAUUGCUAGAUCGCAUAUCCGUGUGGUCAGAGACAGACAAAGGUGCCGACGUGACAAGGGCAUUCCAGGAGAAAAUACGGCUGGAAGUGGAGAACCUCAAGAUGGAGUCGUUUGGCCUGGAUAUCCUGCAUGCCAUCGGCCAGACGUACCUCGCCAAGGGCACAAACCUGCUCAAGUCGCAGAAGCUGUUCGGAAUUGGCGGGUUCUUCGGACGGAUGAAGGACAAGGGCACCAUCGUGAAGGAGACGUGGAACACCAUCUCGAGCGCUAUUGACGCACAGCAGACGAUGGAGGAGAUGGCACGCAUGGAGGAGAAGGGAGGUGAGGAGUGGAGUGACGAGAGAAAGAUGGAGUACGAGAGACGGGUCACGGGCAAGAUUCUGAACGCCGCCUGGCGGGGAAGCAAGUUUGAGAUUCAGAGCGUGCUGCGCGAGGUGUGUGAUGCGGUGUUGAAUGACAAGAAGGUUCCGCUCGCAAAGAGGCUGGAGCGAGCGCAGGCUAUGGUCAUCAUUGGCGAGAUCUGCGCGAAGGCUCAGCGGUCGCCCGAAGAAGAAGGCGACUUUAUGGCGUUUGAGCAGCUAGUGGCAGAAGCUACAAUCAAGAAGGAGAAGGAGAAGGAGAGGGAAGAGCGCAAGAAGAAGCACAAACACCACCACCAUUCAGAAAGCCCAACGGGCGAAACACCAGCCACCGCAUAA
Messenger RNA from Diaporthe amygdali, 1563 nucleotides. RefSeq lists its product as uncharacterized. Gene Ontology annotation, cellular component: cytosol. The coding region runs from base 1 to 1563 and encodes 520 amino acids. The record is from RefSeq and is a predicted model, not a curated record. Gene Ontology annotation, biological process: protein import into peroxisome matrix. Lineage: Eukaryota; Fungi; Ascomycota; Sordariomycetes; Diaporthales; Diaporthaceae. The transcript has 3 exons.